AUGGCUCCCACCACCACAACCAUGAUAUUUCGCCUCCUCGCAUUAUCCGCAGCUCUAAGCCAGGCGACUGCAUCCUUCAGCCUCAAUAUCUCCGGCCCAAGCUGGGACUAUACAACCAAGGACCUAGCACCCACCACCUCCCAAUCAUGCAAAGAAGCCUACAGCGCCAGUAUCAACUGUGAUGAAACUCUUCUCAAGCUCGUGGCGUCCUUGGACAUAAACUUCCACCCGGAUAAUUCGGAUUUGCGACAAACUUGCACUACGACCUGUAAAGACUCGCUGGAUGAUUAUGUCAAGAAUGUUAAGGAUGCUUGUGACCAGGAUGGGGAUCUGGCUGGUCUGGAUCAGGGGAGAUCUCUUGAUUUCUCGGUUCCUGUUUCGACGGUUGGGGAGGUUUUUCAGUAUAUGUAUGGUCGGGGUUGUGCGAUGAAUGGAACUGACUACUGCUACCCAACCUUCGCGGAAAGCGAUAGCUGGGGCAGCGAGGAUUUCUCAUGCAGCGACAACUGUGCAAUGAAAUUCAUGCAAAACGCCCACAACCAACCUGGUUCCGGAUAUUUCUUCUUCUACUUCACCCUUAGCAACCAGUCCUCGUGGUGGGAAGAUGUUUUUGCGGGUGGUUGGAAGACUGUUGUUAAAUGCGGCAAGGGUGGAAGUGGAAGUGGAAGCUCUGUCAGUUCGAGCGUGAGCUCGUCAAAGACUGAUUCUGUUGACUCUUCCUCUUCUUCUUCUUCUUCUUCUUCUUCUUCUUCUUCUUCUUCAACCAGUCUAAGUAAUGGCAAUGCUGUUUCUACGACUUCGACUUCGACUGCGGCUAUGAGGAGUACUACUAGUACUGCUCCUGCUAAUUCGGCUACUGCUACUAGUGGUGCUUCGAGGCUUAGAAUUCUCUUCUUUUAG
Messenger RNA from Penicillium cosmopolitanum, 900 nucleotides. RefSeq lists its product as uncharacterized. The record is from RefSeq and is a predicted model, not a curated record. Lineage: Eukaryota; Fungi; Ascomycota; Eurotiomycetes; Eurotiales; Aspergillaceae. Bases 1 to 900 code for a protein of 299 amino acids. The transcript has 2 exons.